UAAACGUUGUUAAGGUAUUCCUGAGAAAAACAUCUGUGUAACGAAAUCUUAUCUGAUUAUCGGAAGAGUACACAAUUUCCUUUUCCAUUGAUUUGACUUAUUCUCAUCUAAUCAACAAAAUGGGUAACAUAACAACAGCAUUGUGCUCAGUGCUUUUGGUGCUAGCUGCGUCAGCCGCUGAAACCGACUACUGUGCACUAUCAUGCAACGGAGAAGAGAACUUGAUGUGCAGAAGACAGAACUGCUCCCCCGUACCCGGAUGCAAGGAACAACCGAUGACCGACGAGCUGCGCCAACGAGUUGUGGACAUUCACAACAAGCUCAGAAACAGAAUGGCAAUAGGCGAAGAAGUCAACUACAAGAACACAAUCUCGAACAUGAAGCAAAUAAGUUACGACCCCGAACUGGAAAAACUGGCCCAGUGUCACGCCAACGAGUGCAUAUUCAGCGGUCAGGAAGUCCACGAUCGUUGCAUCCGCACCGGUAAAUUUGAAUACGUCGGCCAAAACAUCAACAUAGUGUCGGACGUCGAUUUCUACGACGAAUGGUUGCGACCUAACUACACCGAGACCAUGAUUUUGAGUUGGUACAACGAAAUCGUCCUUAUGGACCGGAGCAACUACGCCAGUUUCACGGAUAAACUGAAACAUGAUGUCGAUAAGGAUGAACAAGUGGGACAUUUCGCACAGGUGGUUUGGGGAGAUACUCAUAAGAUCGGUUGUGCCAGAGCCAGCGGAGUGACGGGCGACGCCAGUCACAAGCACGGUUUGAUUUUCAUUUGCAAUUACGCACCCGGAUUAAUGCACGGUGAGUCGGUGUUUGAGGCCGGAACGCCGUGUUCGAAGUGUCCGAAGGACUUCCGGUGUAGCACCGAGUAUAGAGGUCUGUGUGAAGAUGUGAAAAAUGAAUCUAGCAAGGUGUCUUGUGGUUUUAUAAGUAUGAUUGUAUUUAUUUUUGGUAUUUUCUGGUUGUGUCACCGAUAG
Messenger RNA from Aethina tumida (small hive beetle), 983 nucleotides. RefSeq names its product venom allergen 3-like. The transcript has a single exon. The coding region runs from base 120 to 983 and encodes 287 amino acids. The record is from RefSeq and is a predicted model, not a curated record. NCBI's taxonomy places the organism in Eukaryota, Metazoa, Arthropoda, Insecta, Coleoptera, Nitidulidae.